GAAGAAGAAAUACAGGAAACAUCCUAAACGUUGCUGUCAAACAGAGAUCGGUUAGUGUGAUAGACAGAAGAACAGUAACCAACCUUCGCCCCGUAAUUAUAUCAAGGCUAUUUCUGUUUACUGUUACUGUUUAUUUUGUCGAGCCAAACGAAAUGAAAGGAACUUUACUAACUGAAUGAAAUAGUGCCAGAAGUAUGGAUAAAGUCAUCAACUGUUUUCGUAAGAGGCCAGACGCCGUGGCUAGGCUCAUAUGUUUCCCCUGGGCUGGGGGUGGCUCGAUUCACUAUGCGCGAUGGGGCAACAGUAUGAGUUCGAUUGAAGUGUAUUCUGUUCGGUUACCUGGGAGGGAGUCUCGAGCCAGAGAGCCCUUUCACCAAAGUAUGCAGCAGGUGGUAGAGGAGGUUGUCACCGUAUUGUUGCCUGUCCUCAGGGAGAAGCCUUUUGCCCUGUUUGGCCACAGUUUUGGUUCCAUGUCGUGCUUUGCCUUCGCUGAGUUCCUAAAAAGAGCUCACGGGAUUGAGCCCAUCCAUAUCUUCCUCUCUGGGGCUUCUGCUCCAUAUUCUAAGACCCGUCUCAGUGCCCCCUCCAGAAGUGCUCUGUCAGAUGAAGAGUUUCUCCAAUGGAUGAGUACAAUUGGGGGCACGCCCCCUGAUCUAUUGGCCAAUCCAGAGUUGAUGAAGCUCUUCCUUCCUUCACUGAAGGCAGACCUUCACGUAAUUGAGAACUAUAGAUGUCCACAGCCAGAGACACCCUUACUCUCUUGCCCGGUCUCCUGCUUCGAUGGAACGCAAGACGUGCCACACGAUCUGAAAGCCUGGAAGGACAUAACAAGUGGAGACUUCACCAUCCAGAUGCUGCCUGGGGCUCACUUCUAUCUGAAAGAUGCAGUGAAUGAGAGGAUUAUACAGGACCAUGUCACAAAACACCUGGAGUCAGCAGAGAUGGACUACAUGUGACUGUUGCAAGUUGAGCUUAACUUGUUACCCACUACAGCACCUUACUGUUUUAUAGAAGUCUCACCUGUCAAAAACAUUACCCAUGGCCUGUGAACAUUAGGUAGUCACACGAGAUGUUUUUUUUUUCCUGGGGAGUAAAGGUCUAGAAUCAUGUCUAGAAUCUGUCUAGAAUCAUGAUUGUUCUCACCCCCCUCAGAUUUCUUUCAAUGUAUUAAAUGUACAUACGAUUAAUGCCAAUGAAGUGGCUUUAGUGUUCACAUUGUAUUUUUUUGUAAUUCUUUUAAUAUCAAAAUAAUAAUGUGUAAUGUAGACAUUUUCUAGCCUUCCAAAGCUACUCAUCUAAUCAUCAUGGACUGGAUGAAAACUCAAGAGAAGUUGUUGGAAUUGUGGCACACUUACACUAGACACACUAGGGACCCUGAACAGGAAAUAAAUUGAAAUCACUUAAUCAGAUUAUACAAAAUGUAAUGCAUAUCUUUGAAAUGUAAUGUGACCUGCAGGGGGAGCUAAAAUUCAACAAAUGAUAAAAAGUCUAAUGAUCUAAUAACCAUUUGGCCUGUGAUCCUUUUUUAUGCCAACGCUAUGAAACUGGUGGUAAAAGGCAUACUGUAUGUCUAAUAAUAUGUAUGACCAUUUGUUAAACCACAUUAAAAGGUUAACUGACA
Molecule: messenger RNA, 1621 nt
Organism: Clupea harengus (Atlantic herring)
Lineage: Eukaryota; Metazoa; Chordata; Actinopteri; Clupeiformes; Clupeidae
Gene: olah
Product: oleoyl-ACP hydrolase
Biological process (GO): lipid biosynthetic process
Source: RefSeq, a predicted model, not a curated record